GGUUAUAGAUGAAAUUCAUGAUGCACAAAGCUUCCUUCUGUACAGUCACUUUCUUCUUCAACAGAUGACCUAAUUCGGCACCGUUUAUCUGACAUGUCUGUCUCUUCUCAGUCUUUAAGGUCUGAAUAUUUCCCUUCCUCUUCAGGAACAAAAACACCACUUUUACCCCUAGAACCUAAUUCUCAUCAAGAAUCUUUAUUGAGAAGGGGUUCAGCAAUAGAUUUUUCUGAUUAUCGUCGACCGUCUAUCAAUGACAAUAAUAACUUACCAUUACCAAGUUCAAUAAGUAGAAGAGGUUCUUUUGCAACGACAGACUAUGAAUAUUCCUCAAGGUCACCAUCUCCAGCACCAUUAUAUAAUAAAAGACAUCACGAAAUAAAUGAUCCUUUUCAAAGAAGACAUUCUAUUGCAACCGACUCUAGUAGUCAACGUAAUAAUCACUAUACACCUAAAUACAGAGGUUUUCGAUUCCCUUCAACUAUUCAAGAAUCAUCUACUACUGAUUACAAAUCAUUUUCAUCUGCGCCUCCUAGUCCACCCCAAUUAAUCAAUCAUCAACAACAUCAGGAGUCUCUGCAUAAAAACCCACGUGCCAACCGUCCUCAGCUAGAUCAUUUACUUGUCAGAAGAGCCUCUAUGCCUUCAGUAGCAACAACAAACUACAAUACAAUACCACCACUACCUUUACCGCAAAAUGAAAACUUUGAGGAAGAAAAGAAAAAGGAAACACCUUAUAGUCGUUCACCAGAAUUAAGAAUUAGUCAUAAAUUAGCCGAACGUAAACGAAGAAAGGAGAUGAAAGAAUUAUUUGAUGAACUUCGUAAUUCAUUACCUGUUGAUAAAAAUAUUAAAACAAGUAAAUGGGAGAUUCUAAGUAAAGCUGUGGAAUAUAUUUCUUUAUUAAAGCAUAGAAAUUUUGAUUUAGAAAGUGAAUUAAAUAGUCUACGGCGUGAAAUUGAAAUAAUCAAACAAGAAAAAGAUUCAAGGAACAGUCAUCUAUCAAUCAAACCACAACACUAAUAAUGUAGUUCACAAUGAAAGUCAUAAAAUUCGUUAUCUUCCAUUACUUGUCAUUAAAGACUUGUUCAAAGCUAAUCUUAAUGAUGUAGU
Messenger RNA from Cokeromyces recurvatus, 1110 nucleotides. RefSeq lists its product as uncharacterized. Lineage: Eukaryota; Fungi; Mucoromycota; Mucoromycetes; Mucorales; Mucoraceae. Gene Ontology annotation, cellular component: RNA polymerase II transcription regulator complex. The transcript has 5 exons. Gene Ontology annotation, biological process: positive regulation of transcription by RNA polymerase II. The record is from RefSeq and is a predicted model, not a curated record. The coding region runs from base 94 to 1020 and encodes 308 amino acids. Gene Ontology annotation, molecular function: protein dimerization activity; DNA-binding transcription factor activity.